AAUAGUAAAAGCAGGGUGAGUGAGUGGUUUGGUAGCCGCUGCAGUAGGAGGAAGGAACGCGGUUCUACCCCUAGUUAGUCUCUUUCAGUUUCGCCAUAAAAAUAUAUCAGUGUGCCCGUUCUGAUAGCAAUCGGUGAUUUUAGUAUUAGAAUAGGGUAUUAUUUGAGAUAGAAAUAUUUCGAAUAGUUACCCCCCGGAUAGAGACAGCAACCGCCAUUUUAAUCGAGUAUAACACAUUUUCGGUGACAGCGCUAGCACAACAAUGGCUCUGAAAAGAAUUCACAAGGAGUUGAAUGACUUGGCACGGGACCCACCAGCCCAGUGUUCAGCAGGACCAGUAGGAGAUGACAUGUUUCACUGGCAAGCCACGAUAAUGGGACCUAAUGACAGUCCUUAUCAGGGUGGGGUGUUCUUCCUGACUAUUCACUUUCCCACAGACUACCCCUUUAAACCGCCAAAGGUUGCGUUUACCACGAGAAUCUACCACCCAAAUAUCAACAGCAACGGCAGCAUCUGUCUGGACAUCCUGCGAUCACAGUGGUCUCCCGCCCUCACCAUCUCCAAAGUUCUCCUGUCAAUCUGCUCUCUGCUGUGCGACCCAAACCCAGACGACCCCUUAGUACCUGAGAUCGCCCGCAUCUACAAGACGGACAGGGAAAAGUACAACAGAAUAGCUCGGGAAUGGACACAAAAGUAUGCAAUGUAGUGUUGGCGUAGAAUCAUGACCAACCACGUCUACAGCUAAUGUUAGCGGAGCUUUAGAAGUAAAGAGAAAAAAAUGAAAAAGAGAUCUUGUUGGUUUCCAUUGGAAUGUUUUCUUUGAGCCACAUCUCCCCUUAACCAGAGCACCUGUAAACUCCCUCUUUCCUGCCCCCCCCCCCCCCUUCACGACCAGUCCACCCACCUCGGCCUCCACCCAACUUAACCUGACAGCCAAUGGUGUACAUAUUCUCAAACUGCAGUCGUACCCCCCUUGCCCCUUGUGCUCCUUUCAUACCCACCCCACGCUCCCCUCCUUAUUCCUGGUCAUAUUCCUGAUGCAGGCAGGGCUGUUCUUCUCCCCUGCUGACGUUCCCAUAGGGCCCUGCCUAGGGCCCUACCUGCACCCUCACUCCAAAUGUUCUUCAUUCUUAAAGCAUUCCUUAUCUGUAUGACUUGGGGACUGUUCCUUUCUUUUGGGGGGGGGAGUCUGAAAUUGAGGGAUUUUUUUUACUCUACCUUGUUUUCUUUCCUGAUCUCCCAGCUAUAUAGGCCUGAUUUCAGGAAAGCCUUUCACAUGUUGAGCCGGGGACACUUGUGUGUUUUGUAUAAAAUCUAGUAAGGAAUUAUUUUAAUCAUAGCAGGCUAUAAAAUGGAAAACUGUUAUGGCCUUUUCGUCUGUUUCUCUUGAAUUAUAUGAAAGGACUUGAAUUUAUCCACUCUCCCCCACUAUUGCCAUAAGCCAAGAUUGUUCCCUUGCGCGCACACACACACCCAAACUCAGUUUCUCCAAGACCACCACCUUCGUUACAUUCACAAACUGGAGGUUUUGGACCAGGUAUUUUAAAGAAAGUUUUCUUAGUUUAACCUGUUUUAUUUCCCUAUAACUCAUAGGUUGCAUUUUUGUUAUUGUUGAAAUUCGAGGCUAACAUCUUCAGGCUUGGGCUCUGGGUGCGAGGACAAAAUGCUCCUCACACAAACAAACUCUGUAUAUUAAAUUACCUGAGAGGCUCUUUGAGCUUUGUGUGUUGAUUAAACUGUGUAAUAAAAACCAUGACUCAAGCGUC
This is a messenger RNA of Salvelinus sp. IW2-2015, 1766 nucleotides long. RefSeq names its product ubiquitin-conjugating enzyme E2D 2 (UBC4/5 homolog, yeast) (gene ube2d2). Gene Ontology annotation, cellular component: nucleus. Gene Ontology annotation, biological process: protein K48-linked ubiquitination. Gene Ontology annotation, molecular function: ubiquitin conjugating enzyme activity. NCBI's taxonomy places the organism in Eukaryota, Metazoa, Chordata, Actinopteri, Salmoniformes, Salmonidae. The record is from RefSeq and is a predicted model, not a curated record.